Messenger RNA from Nelumbo nucifera (sacred lotus), 845 nucleotides. RefSeq names its product HY5-homolog (gene HYH). Lineage: Eukaryota; Viridiplantae; Streptophyta; Magnoliopsida; Proteales; Nelumbonaceae. Gene Ontology annotation, molecular function: DNA-binding transcription factor activity, RNA polymerase II-specific. Gene Ontology annotation, biological process: response to red light; regulation of photomorphogenesis; positive regulation of transcription by RNA polymerase II. The record is from RefSeq and is a predicted model, not a curated record. Gene Ontology annotation, cellular component: nucleus.
AAAUGAGAUAACAGUUGCCACGUCUCUCAUUUCUCCUCCAUUUCUCCAGACUCCCGAUUGGCCACAAGACAACCAAGUACAACCCCAAAACCAAAUCUCUCUCUCUCUCUCUCCUUCUAUAACUUUAUCGCCGGAGAUCAUCUGCCGUAUCUACACUUUUCGGCAGCUAAACGGUAGCCAAAUCAAAUGUCACUUCUUGACGGUAAUCCAUCGUCGAGCUACGACCAGAGCUCUUCGUGGCGGAGCUCUUUUCUUGCUUCUAAAGAGAAUAAUAAAAUAGAGGAGAGUGAUGAAGAUCUUUUCACGGUCCCCGACGUGGAAGCUCGACCUAGCGAUUCGACGAGGACGGCGGAGGCUCAACAAGGCAAUAGCAGCAGCAGAGCAGCUGGAAAGCGUCGAAGGGGGCGAAAUCCCGCUGAUAGGGAGUAUAGGAGGCUGAAGAGGUUAUUGAGGAAUAGGGUGUCAGCCCAACAAGCCCGAGAAAGAAAGAAGAUAUAUGUCAGUGAUCUGGAGUCAAGAGCAAAAGAGUUGGAGGACAGGAAUUCCAAAUUAGAGGAGAAAAUCUCAACUCUAAUUAAUGAAAAUACCAUGCUUAGGAAGGUUCUUAUGAACACAAGGCCUAAAGCAGAUGACAGUAUUGAGCAAAAAAUUUAAUGGUUAGUCAGGCAAGAGUUAACCAGGCCAUUUUCAGUCUGGUGUUGCUUGGAUACUUUCCCAGUAGAUGAUUGUACCAGACUGUCUUCCUUUUGUCUUAGAUUCAUACAUUAACACUAUUUUGUUCCAAGAUCAGUAUGUGAGUAAUGGAUCUCUUUAAUGGCAGCUACCAUGACAACAAUUUGCUUCAA